This is a messenger RNA of Ogataea parapolymorpha DL-1, 696 nucleotides long. RefSeq lists its product as uncharacterized. The coding region runs from base 1 to 696 and encodes 231 amino acids. The record is from RefSeq and is a predicted model, not a curated record. Lineage: Eukaryota; Fungi; Ascomycota; Pichiomycetes; Pichiales; Pichiaceae. The transcript has a single exon.
AUGCCUACCAUUCCUCAGGCUUCCACCCAGCUCCAGUUUACCGCCCAUGAUCUUUCCCCUAUAAUUGGCACCGUCUGGCGCGCCAAGCGCUCGUAUGACGAUGCCGAGUAUGGUUCUGUUUCGAAGAAAAUACGGCCAUUAUCGUCCACUUCCUCCAGCUCAGAGUUUGUCCAGAGUUGCCAGCGCGGAGUACCUGAGGUGGUGAUCAAGCAAGCGCAUUUGCCCAAGUCGAACGUUUUUGAUUUGCUCGAUGCGGCCACUGAUAAUGACGACAUGUAUUUUCUGGGACCAGAAUCAGACACCAAAAUUGUAUUCAAUCGGCAUAAUGCCAAUCUCUCGCUUCCAAUGGUUCUUUUCUUCUUUGGCGCUGCCGAAUGCGAUUUUCAGCUGCUUCAGAUGAUGGACUCUGCGCACUUCCACGGAUACGUUCUUGGGGUAACCAGUAACUACCACGGUUCCAAUAGCUAUAGUUUCCCAAUAUUACUUGAUUCGCGUGGAAUAUUGGCAAAACGUCUCGGGGUGACCGAUCCGUUGGGCGGCGGCACGUAUCCACUAGCAUCGGUGAUGGUUUUUAACAGAGACGGACUCGAGCUGGUGAAGAUUCUUGUGAAUUACGACUACAACAAAUAUUUCGGCUCGGGGCAGAGCCUACAACAAGUGAUUGAGGAGACUUUGGAGUAUAUUAAUGUACACUAG